UGUUGGAUGGGCGUGCACGAAGCGCGUGUACAAGGGGGGAGUGUGUGCCCCUCGGCAGUAGGCUAAAGCUAUUUUGAAAAUGACCUCUCAUUCGGGCACCGGACAGCGACACCGCAGCUGUUUGGUUUGGAACCAUGACUGAAGAUGACGGAUUCAGUUGUCGUGGAGGGAUAUGUCAAAUUCAGAGAUGGAAAAAAGUGGAAGGAUAGGUGGGUCGCACUACGCAAGCCAUCGCCCGUAGCAGACUGCUUGGUACUUCUGGUCUACAAAGACAAGUCGGAUAAAGCCCAGGGCCACCGGGAGAGGGUCAGUGUCACCUUGGAGGACAUCUGUGGUCUGGAGAUAGGUCUCUCCUAUGAGGGGGUGGGCUACACGCUGGUCAUCAUCUGCCUGGGCCAGGUUGUCAUGCUGGGCUUCGACGGAAAGGAGGCUCUGCUGGCCUGGGACAUCCGCAUCCGCUACAGUCUGGGGGAAGUCCACAGGUUUAGCGUUGGUAUCUUACCAGGCACCAUGUUGGAGAGCGGGCCUGCGACCCUUCACUUGUGUAACAACCUAUUGGUCCUGGUCAGGGACAUUCUCCCCGUUAUCAUCGGCCAGUGGAAUCUUCCAGACCUGCGCAGAUAUGGGCCUGUACCAAACGGCUUCGUCUUUGAGGGGGGGACGCGAUGCGGCUACUGGGCUGGCGUCUUCUUCCUAUCAUCCGUGGAGGGUGAGCAGAUCAGCUUUCUGUUCGACUGCAUCGUCAGAGGCAUCUCCCCCAGCAGAGGCCCUUUUGGACUUCGGCCAGUCCUGUCAGACACCAACGCUGUCGCUAACCAGGCCUACUCUGAUAAGAGGGUGAACCAUGAGGCCCAGGAGUUGGAGAAACGACUCAACAUGCUGUCUCACCAGAGCAGCACAGCUUCCUCCACAUAUGGUCUGUCUGUGGCGGGAGACAUCUGCAGCAUAUCAGGCUCCUCUCACACCUCCGACACCAGCCAAUCAGACUCCAUCGUCGGCAGCCGGCUGGCCAUUUGGACUGAGCCUGUCACAACAAGCUCUACCCGCACAGAGACCAUCAUUGGCCAGUUACAGGCCAAGGACAAACCGUCCACCAGCCUGGUGGGUGGAGCCCGUGUAGUAGCCAAGACCCCUCGGUCCCGGCUGCUGCAGGAGAUUGGUCGCCAGAGCUCGUCCGACAGCGGCAUCGCCACAGGAAGCCACUCCUCAUACUCUGGGAGUUUCUCCUCCUACAUGGGUAGCCUAGACUAUGGCUCCCUGCUUAGCCUGCCCCCACACCUGUCUCUAGACCUGGCCCCCUGUACCUGUCCCAAUGCACCAGGACAUGAGUACCAGGUACCCACCUCACUGAGGUACAUCUAUGACACCCCCCGAACUCUACUGCAGGGGGGAACAGGAGGGGCCAGGGGGCAGGAUAUCUCCACAACACCUAUGGACCAGGUGGCCAGUUCACCCCCAUUAUGUGAGUCAUCACAGGGGGGGAAAGAUGCUCCUCUCGGGGGUCUCUCGGACAAUGUUGCCAGGCGCUCCACCACAGAGCUCCUGCAGAGCCACUCUGAGGAGAGCAAAAGAAGGGUGGCGCCCCCUAGUGACAGUCAACACCCAGAGUCCUGUCAGAUCUGCAGUAGUUCCCAACCCACUGUCUCCAAAACCCUCCUCACUAUCUGCCCCACCUGUGGAGGAUUCAAGGGGAACCCGCUCUCCUCCACAGUGGGCUCGGCAAUGCCAGCCAUACCAGACAAGAAGCUGAAAAGUAAGGAGGAGAGGAACAAAGUUGAGUAUGAUACCAUGGAUAGCUGGGCGUUGGAGAAGAGUUCAGAGCCAGAGGAGAAAAGCAAGUAUGAGCUGGUGGGCAGUUGUGGACAACAACGGUUCCUUCAUGAGACUGAAGGGGCCAAGUUUGUGUUUCCGCCAGACAUGGUGGCUCCAGAAAGACCCCGCGGUGAUGGUGUGACAUACAUCAAUAUUCCCAUCAGCCCCAUGUCUAAGAAACAGCUGAACUACAUGGAGCUGGAGCAUCAGGAGCAUGCUGGGGUCAGGGGGACUGGCCAACACCUUCCAGGACAGAGGAAAAGUUCCUCUAAAUAUGCCCUGAUCGACAUCACUGCUACGGAUGCCGCCCACAAAACGGGUACCCAGCAUGCCUUGGGGAGAGAGGAGGGUCUUCACACCCUGGAGCAGAGGAGGAGGGUAGUACCACAGUGACAUCCCAACUCCAAUCUUGACCUCCACAGGGCAUAUGACUGGCCUAGACUAGGCUGUUGUAUAGAAUUCACCAGAAACAUGGAUUUCCUGGGACGCCUCAAAUUGCCGUGAUGUCAAACUCCUCUGAGAUCUGCCAGAUUUGAUAUCUUUAACACCGAUUGUUGACAGCUUCCAUUGAAAUUUGUCCCAAUUACUGGGCUCUUCCGGGGAAAGCUAACCCCAAGAAUCACGCCUUCUGCCCUGUGUGAAUUAUACCAACAGUAGGCCUACAGCACUGACGCUCCACAAUCAUCUCGAAAGCAACAUGAAAUCAGACUCUAAGGAAAAAAACUAAAGUUGCUGCUUGGAUGGAAGGGAACAUUUCAAUCAAGGCUCUCUUUAGCUGUGUUCACAUUGGCAGUUUAAAGUGACUCAAAUCCUAUUUAUUUGCAUUUCUGAUUUGCAUCUGCUCUUUUUCCUGCAGACUGACCAGUUCAAAAGCACAUGUAAUCGGACAUUUCAACCUACAUUUCAAACCACAUUCUUAGGUGGUUUGAAGAGAUACAAAUCUGAUUCCUGGCCGUGUAAAUUGUGGCUAAACGGUCAAAUCUGAAUUAUUUGCUCUCAAGGGGUUGUUAGACUGUUAUUCGGCAUAUCUUGUUGCUUGCUAGCUGCUCUGUUGGCAGUUUGAAGUGAACAUGCGGUAGCUAACUAGCUUGUUAAUUGUUUACCAACAAAUGAGUGAAUGUGUUAGAAAGCUAAACAGCUACCUAGCUAACUAGCCAAAAUAGACUGUAUCAUUUUAAAAGUGUUCUUACACUAU
Messenger RNA from Oncorhynchus nerka (sockeye salmon), 3007 nucleotides. RefSeq names its product protein Dok-7-like. Gene Ontology annotation, molecular function: protein kinase binding. Gene Ontology annotation, biological process: neuromuscular junction development; positive regulation of protein tyrosine kinase activity. The transcript has 12 exons. Lineage: Eukaryota; Metazoa; Chordata; Actinopteri; Salmoniformes; Salmonidae. The record is from RefSeq and is a predicted model, not a curated record. Bases 145 to 2205 code for a protein of 686 amino acids.